GGGCCCCCCCCAGACCCCCGCAGCCCCGUGCUCAGCCUGGUGAGCUGCUUCUCCGGCGGUGUUUUCAUGGGCACCUUCCUGCUCGACCUCCUGCCUGACUACCUGAGCAGCAUCGCUGCGGCGCUGGAGGGGCUGCGCAUCACGCUCCAGUUCCCUCUGCCGGAGUUCAUCCUGGCCAUGGGCUUCUUCCUGGUGCUGGUGCUGGAGGGGGGGCUGGAGGGGCUGGCGGCCGGCACCUUCCUCUUCGUCACCUUCCUGGAGAUCCUGCCCCAGGAGCUGGGGGUGCCCCGAAAUCGCAUCCCCAAGGUCAUCCUGAUCCUCGCCGGCUUCGCGCUGGUCAGCGCCAUCCUCUUCGUCAAGGGGUGAGAUCCCCCCAGGCUCCUGGAGAAUCCCACGGAAUUCAUCUUCCCCCUGCAUCCUCCUUUCCAAAAGUGCCAAAGUGCCUUUCCCAUCCCCGUGCCUCAGUUUCCCUGGGAUCCUGGCCUGGGAUGCCCCCACUCUCGCUCCUGGAAUUCACAUCCCGCCCUGCACCCCCUUUUUCCGAAGUGCCAAAGUGCCUCUCUCAGCGCCGUGCCUCAGUUUCCCCAUCUGCACAAGGGAUCGGUGCUGUGACCCCCCCUCAGGAGCCCGGGAGGGGGUGAGUGUGUCCCC
This is a messenger RNA of Ficedula albicollis (Collared flycatcher), 651 nucleotides long. Its product is annotated as zinc transporter ZIP1-like. The transcript is spliced from 3 exons. The record is from RefSeq and is a predicted model, not a curated record. Gene Ontology annotation, cellular component: plasma membrane. Gene Ontology annotation, biological process: zinc ion transmembrane transport. NCBI's taxonomy places the organism in Eukaryota, Metazoa, Chordata, Aves, Passeriformes, Muscicapidae. The annotation marks the transcript as partial. Gene Ontology annotation, molecular function: zinc ion transmembrane transporter activity.